Messenger RNA from Galdieria sulphuraria, 1086 nucleotides. RefSeq lists its product as uncharacterized. The record is from RefSeq and is a predicted model, not a curated record. Bases 34 to 963 code for a protein of 309 amino acids. Lineage: Eukaryota; Rhodophyta; Bangiophyceae; Galdieriales; Galdieriaceae. The transcript is spliced from 2 exons.
UUUUAUAUUGGCGUCGGAAAUGAAACCAAAAGGAUGUGGUUGGAACAUGUUUGGAAAGUUGCUUUGUUGUCAGGAAGUUUUGCUAGUUUACUUGCUGUUUUAAUAACCCUUGGUAUAGAAAGCUUUGGAGGUUUGUAUGGCGGUAUUAUUGGCAGUUUACCAGGGACCAUCGUUCCUGCCUCAAUAGGUAUAUGGAAUGAAUGCAAGGGAAAUGCCGACCGCUUUAGAAUAUCAAUGUUUUCCUCUCCUAUUGGACUUGCUACCAAUUCUCUCUUUCUUCUCAGUUGGAGAGUUUUGCCGCCAUUAUUACCAGAGAUCUGGUCUCUCAAACAACGUUUGAGCGCCAUGAUUGCCGUCUCCUUUCUCUGUUGGUUUUUGAUUGCUACUGUAGUUUUGUAUUUUACUCAGUCGCUUCAUUCAUUAUUUGAAGUGGAAUUAGUAGGUGGUUUAGCAGCGCUUUUAAAAUUGGUACUUGGUAUAGCAGCCACCUGGAACCCCCCACCUACACCUUCCUCUUCUUCGUUAGAAAGUGUCUCAAAACGUGUUUUGUUACUUCGAGGUUUCUUUGCCUUUCUCGCAGUAUUCGUUGCGGUACUGUUGUCUCAUGUGAACGAUUUCGUUGCUGGAGUUGCUGCAGUCUUUCCGGCCGUAUUUUCAACGACCAUGAUAGCCGUUUGGAUAUCAGCGGGAGAAGCUGUACAAGGUGGAGCAGUUGGCCCUAUGAUGAUGGGAACCUGUUGUGGUUCAGCAUACACUAUUCUGUGCGGGUUGUUGAUCCCCAAGUGGGGGUUAACUAGGGGUGUCGUUUCGGCCUGGUUGUUAGCCGUGGUUUUUGUGAGUAUCCCAGCGUUCUUUUGGGUACGUUGGCGCCUUGAGAAGAGAGAAGGAGCCUAUCAAAGGACAGAAGAAGAUAAAUGGGAAGAAAAGGAACUAGAAGAAUGGCAGAGUUAUUCCGAUGCAUAGUAUGAGUAUUAUAGUUGUUGAUACUCCAACUGUGUCGGACAAAAAACGUAUUAAGAGUUGCCAGUUCAACAAGGAAAGUCAGUAAAGAAGCAACAGUUCUGCUUUAUGAAACAAGUUUUACUA